CCCAUCCCUUCUGCAGCUACAUUGCAGCAACAACGAAGACGAGAAGGAACGGAAAGUGAACACCACAAACUAUUUCAUCUCUCCACUGUCAGCCAGCCCUAGGCCAGUGCCUCAAUUGUCGAGGAAACAAAAGCCAAAGGUAUUAUCUAUAGCUAGCUAGCUGGAUAACAUUUAUGCGGUAGAGACGGCACUAUUGGGUUUUCCAUCAUCGUUGGUGGUGCUAUCAGCUACCCAAGAGUCGAGUAAUCUCAUUCGUGGGGUAUCCUGGGCGGUACCACGACUUGAUCCUCCUCUUAUUCUCCAGCACAUUUCAAAACAUCCAUCCACAAGCCAGAAGACGACGAUGGAGAAUCAUGAGCAUCAUGAGCAGCAUCAGAGCCACCUUGGUGGUGAAAGUGACCACGAGAAUUGGCCGCUCCACAAAAUCUCCGAACCUCAUCCUUGCAACGAUGUUCUUUGGAGUGACCGUCUUAUGGCAGUAGUAGACGCUGGAGCCAGCAGCAACCUGGAUGGCAGUGACGCCCACACGGACCACCAAGAAUCCGUGCCUUGGAGGUCCAAGACGUUGGGACGCCUGAGCAGUAGUCAUUCCGAGGAUUCGGUAGCAUUGGCAGGAGAACAAGACGAACUGCAAGGGAACCAACGAUUUCGAGACUUGUUGGCGGCCCACUGUCAAGCCUACGACACGGCCGGCAACCUGGAAAAGCCGUUGGUAUCUCUCAAGAUUCUGAAAGAGUGGAGGCAGCAGAAACCUCCCGGACGAUUCUUAGUGAAAGAGUCAGAUACAAGGCAUCCCCUUUACAAGGACAUGGGGGAUAAAAAGGCACGGGGUAAAAUUUCCAAGGCACUCAAGCAGCUCAUUCGUCAGCAAAGCAGCAGUCUCGAAGAACCACCACCGAAUCUGGCAGAAGAAAAGAAGCAAUCCGAGACAGAUUGUGCACAGCAGCAACAACAUAAUGACAAUAACAACAAUACUCAUAAGACUGGACCCCAGGAAGAAGCCUUUGUGGCAGCAAAGAGAGAAGAAACCAAGUUGGACCGACCGACACCCAUUACCAUUCACACGGCUACAGCGCUCCCCAAAACACCCCGCUUUCCAAAACCCAACAAGAACAAGUACGAACGAAGAAUAUCCGAACAAUUGCAUACGGCACGAGCCCAUGGACGACUCUUUGGACGAUGGAAGGAACGCGACAAACUCGUACACAUCUUUCGACGCUAUUUGCCUCCAAAGCAAGACGACGACAAUACUCCCCUAACAAUGAUGGCCGACCGCACCGUUCCGUUGGUGCUGAUUGCGGGGUGUUCGGGAGUGGGCAAAACGUCCCUAGCACGCAUCUUGCGACAUCCGAGUGUCCAUAAUGGCAGCAGCAGCAACAACAUUCCCAGUAUAUUGUUGGACGAUGACAGUGACCAAGAGGAGACACAACAGCAUACUAGACCCUUCUUUUUGGAAGGCAAAUUUGAAUUGUGCCAAUGGGAAGAUCCCAGUGCCGUGUUUGUCACUGUCAUGACGGGUUUUUGCCAUCAACUCGCGGAACGAAAUGAUAAGACCCUCAUUAAGCAAUAUCGACAAGCCAUUCAGCAGGCAAUGCCAGAUGAUUUGCCUCUCUUACAGACACUGGUACCCGCACUGGGCAUGAUUCUAUCGGGAAAUGCAAGUGUCACAACCGAUAGUGUGACCAGCUCGUCCGAAAACAAUCGGUCCUCGACAACCAGCACAUCUUCCGAAUGUGACUACGAAGAGGGCAAUGGACACAUGGCCAUGCAACGCAUCAAACAAGUUCUGGCCAAUUUUCUCACCGCCAUUGCAUCCGUGUCACCGCAUGAUCAUCCCAUCAUUAUCUUGCUGGAGGACUUGCAUUGGGCGUCCGAACCGGCCAUGGGAGUGCUCAAGUUUAUUCUGGGCUUUGUGGGACGCUCCACCGACGGCUUUCCCAUGUUCCUCGGCACCUACCGGACGGACGAAGAGCUCGAGACGCAUUUUACACGCGCCAUUGAGCAGGUCAAACGAAAUGUCAAGGUUACAGUCCACGAAAUUGCCAUUGGGGAUUUGCCCGAAGACAGUGUCCAUGUCAUGCUGUCGGAAGCCUUGUCACUGCAACAAGAAGAAACUCGAAAAGUCAAGGACUUGAUCUUUCCAGUGACAAAGGGGAAUCCUACCUUUAUCACAGAGCUGUUACGGAUAUUCCAGGAGCGAGACAUGAUUCGGUUUGACGAAGUAUCCGCGAAAUGGAAAUGCGACUUUGAGCAAAUGGCAAACACGUUGGAGACCAUCAAAAGUGUCCCGGACCUGUUCCAAGCCAAAAUACAGUCGUUGCCGCCGUCCGCGCAAGAAACCAUGAGAAUCGCGGCCUGUCUGGGGUCGACCGAGAUUGCGGACACGGUCAUCAAGGUGAUUGAUACGGUCGGGGCAGUGAGUGCUCAUCUCAAACUAGCCGAAAUGAAUGGGCUCCUACGGUAUCACGAUGGUCGCUACUUUUUUGCGAGCGACAGCAUCAAGCAGGCUGUCAUCGAUCUCAUCCCAGAGAAGGACAGAGACCCGUAUCGUUUGAAAAUUGGGCAACGAAUGUUCCUGCACCUGGAAGAAAACCAGAAUGCCGAGUACUAUUCGCUUUUGAUGAGUCAAAUGAUGAUGAGCGACCAUUUGGUAGUGGCCGAGGAGGAUAUUCGCUCUGUCGCCAUGUUCUAUCUGGAGGCUGGUCAAGGCGCCAUGGUCCAUUUGGGUGCACAGACAGCAGGUUAUUGCUUCAACAGUGGGAUCAGAAUCAUGGAGCCACUCAGAAAGUGGGGACGCGACAACUAUGACCUGUCGUUGGCUCUCUACAACAAAGCAAUCGAGGUCGCGUACUGCAACGGAGAAUUCUCAACGCUGGAUAGACUGAUCGACGAAGUCCUCGAGAAUGCGAGGACUUUUGAAGAUUCGCUGCCGGCGCGGUCUACAAAGAUCUAUUCCCUGGGCAGCCGAAAUAAGCAAAAGGAGGCCAUCGAACUUGCCCUGGAGGCACUCAAGGAAGUCGGGCAAACUUUUCCAUCGAACAAGGAACCCUCUUUUGUUCGAUUGUGGCACGAGUCCCGUCGAAUGAAACGCAAACUGAAGCCUUUGUCCGACGAAGAGAUAUUGGCGUUACCACGCAUGAAGGAUCCAAGGGCAAUCGCAGCAAUGCAGAUUAUGAACCAUGUAUUGUUGUAUGCAAUCUUGGAAACCCCAAAGCUCGGUGCGCUUAUCAUCUUUCGGAUGGUUGAUUUGUCCAUCAAAUUUGGCUUGAGCGCAAUGUCAUCGAUCGGGUUCGUGGCGUACGGAUUGUUGGGUUCCAGGGACGGCGCCACCGACGAAGGGAUUCGGUAUGGUAAACUCGCGAUGAAGCUCUGUAGUCGCUACAAGAAAGGGGUGUGGUUGAAUAGGACUCACAUGCUCUACUACGGGACAAUCUAUGCGCGAAAAUAUCCCAUCAGAGGUUGCGUUCAACCUUUGAAAGACUCGUAUCGAACCGGCAUGGUUAAGGGUGACAUUGAAUAUUCUGUGUUGGGAGCGUGCAUGGUAUGCUUUCAAACCCAGGAAAUCCUAUUGCUUCCAGAAGUGGAGAGCUACCUCCGAACGCUCCUAAACCAGAUCGAGUUCUACGGCCAGGCAACCACGCUCGUCAUGGUCAAGCCGUUGUUCCAAUAUGUUCUGUGUUUAACAGGCCAAGCCACCGGCAACCCAAAGUAUCUGAAAGGUGCUUUGAUAGAUGCCGACAUCGAGCAGGCGAAGGUUGGUGCUUCGGAUCGACACAUGCUCAUGUGGUACAAGUACCUGAGCAUGCAGCUGGCAUAUAUCUUUGAGGAUUACGAUUUGGCGGAUUCCUUUUCUAUGGUUAUUGCCGAGAUCUAUGAGGAGAACGACACUGGCGGAAUGGAUGCCGCUCAGACUUUGUUUUUUCAAUGCAUGGUACUACUUGCGCAAGUGAAAAGGCGAAAGCGAAAUCGUUUCCUUGCCAUUCGCUACGUUCGCAGUCGCCUGAAGAGGCUGAAGCACUGGGCUCGGGCUGCUCCUUCGAACUUUAUGGGGAAAAGGUGUCUUCUAGAAGCUGAAGUGGCUUUCACUAUGGGCGAUUAUCAAACAGCUCAUGCAAGCUACUUGUCAGCAGUGCUUCAUAGUAGGGAGGGAGGCUUCUUCUUGGAUGAGGCACUUUCCCAUGAGCUGCUCGGGAAGCUGUACACUCAAGAAAACGAUCUCGAGUCAGCGGUUCGUGAACUUGAAGAAGCAAGAAAGGUCUAUGACCGGUGGGGUGCGAAGGCAAAGGUAGAGCACUUUGACUCGGUUCACAGUGAAAUUCUGAACAUGUCACUCUGAUCACAAAUCUCAGAACACCACCAAUCAAGCCAGACUGCAGGAUCCUUAGGGCUCGGUACAAUAGGGGUGAUUUGGAACGGAUGGGAUGCCCCCUGUGCAAUAAGUAGUAGUAUGAUACUCGCUAGUAGCAAGGAUUGAGACUGGAGAUUCAUGGCUCGAUAUCCUGGUUGGGUGUAGUUGGCAAACAAAACA
Messenger RNA from Seminavis robusta, 4528 nucleotides. Lineage: Eukaryota; Bacillariophyta; Bacillariophyceae; Naviculales; Naviculaceae. The record is from the annotation of a GenBank genome assembly.